This is a messenger RNA of Westerdykella ornata, 1534 nucleotides long. RefSeq lists its product as uncharacterized. Lineage: Eukaryota; Fungi; Ascomycota; Dothideomycetes; Pleosporales; Sporormiaceae. Gene Ontology annotation, cellular component: transcription factor TFIID complex. Gene Ontology annotation, molecular function: protein heterodimerization activity. The record is from RefSeq and is a predicted model, not a curated record. Bases 237 to 1283 code for a protein of 348 amino acids. The transcript is spliced from 2 exons. Gene Ontology annotation, biological process: transcription initiation at RNA polymerase II promoter.
CAACUCCACCUGCAUGAAAGCGCAACGUCGACGGCGGAUUGCUGCACACAACCUCUCUUGCGUCACCGAUCAAAGGUCAACAAAGACUUACUGUGCAGCGCGCGGAACUGUUCAGCUGGACAUUCUUACUGGCAUAUCGAGAAAUACACUCUCAGCGCGGCCGUCGAACGCUCCGUCCAGGACCACGAAGCUCUUCCCUACCUAAAACGCGCCAACCGUCAAUCAGCGAACGGUUUAUGCCGGGACUCAUAGACACCUCCGGCGCCAUGGGCACUGUGGGCGCAGCAGCAGGCAUGAAGAGAGCGCUGGCCGGUGAAGCGGGAGCAACACAUGCCGAGCGGGCCUUGAAGAAGCGCAAGGUGGAACAUAGACUGCAGCACACCCAGCCGAUCGAGCGCAUCGUCGAGUUUAUCAGCACCGAGCACGAUGGCACGGGUACCACGAAGGAGUUCUUUGAUAAGCAGCUGCAGCGCGCGAUCGCGGUCGAGUGUCGCGCCGCGGGGUUCGAUGUCGCGGAGCCCCAGGCUAUGGAGAGGUUCCGUGCAAUGACCGAUAUAUUUAUGCGCACAUUCCUGGCCCAAGUCCGCAAGUCCAUGUCGAGCGCGCGGCGCACCACGAGCGUACCGCACGAUUGGAUAUACGCCCUCAAAUCCAUAGGCAUCGAAGGAUCCAGCAUGUUGGAGAAGCAUCUCGACACAGGAACCGUCCCUCCGUCGCUAUUACAACCGCCGUUCGAGCCUCCGGUACCCGCAGAUCCGCCGCCUCCAGACCUCGAAGCGUUGCUUGGCCCGGAGUUGUCUGGAAGAGAGGAGAAGGAAAGCAGAAAAUACAUACCGCCGCAUCUACCGCCAUUUCCGCCCAAGCAUGCGUGGAAGGCGACGCCUGUGUUUACGCCCAGGGAGAAUGACCCUCGGAGGAUCAGGGAGAAGGCGACCGAGGAGGGCAUCUUGGCGGAACAGUCACUGAGGAAGCUGAUGGCGGCGCAGAAGGCCGGGCUGCAAGGGAGCAAAACGAAAAAGCAGCGGAAGUCGGCGAGGAUGAAGGAGAGCGAGGCCUUGUGGCAGGAAGCCAUGGAGGAUGUGAUGAGGGAAGAAGAGAAGGAAGCGGAGCAUCGACAAUACCUACAACAUAUGGUGGACCAAGAGGAACACCAGUACGAGAUGGACAUUGACCACAUCCCUAAGCCAGCAGUAUCCAAAGCGGACCGGGGCAUAAGUUUGCAGGAGGGAGUUCACAUCAACUAUGAGCAGAAGUUCAUGAGGCAGGCAGCGAGAGGGUUAUGAAAGUAGUCGGGAGGAGCAGACAAAGGGUUUUGGCUUUGAGCAUUGCAGAGACGGCGUUAUGGGUCACAGCGUUGUACAUUGGGUACUGCAUUGCAAUGGCGUUCUGGGAUUACUAGGGAGCCCUCCGGUGGCAUCAUUAUUCCUGUGCUAUGGCGUCGGCUUGAGGACAGCGUUGUAGCUUUCUCUGCUGUUCAAUAAUCUACAAUAUGGUAAUUUGGAGAUUCUUCCAAACUCUGCCGAGAGUACCACCC